GGGGCCAAGGGGACCAUGGCUACUGGCGGGGCCGGUGUGGGGGUGCGGCCGGUGGAGGAGCAGCAGCAGCAGCAGCCGCCGCCCCAGCUCCAAGCCCCGCAGCCCCCGGAGCAGCAGGGAGAGCAUAAGCCCCAGCUCCAGCCGCCGCCGCCGCAGUCCCAGCAGCAGGGCCAGGAGGAUUUCUCCUUCCUGCCCCUAGUCCAUGAUAUCAUCAAAUGCAUGGACAAGGACAGCCAGGAUGUCCACCAGGUGCUGAACGAACUCAAGACCAAAUUCCAGGAGACGAGAAAGAUGAUCAGCGCCAUGCCCGGCAUCGGUGUGAGCCCUGAGCAGCAGCAACAGCAGCUGUGCAGCUUGAGGGAGCAAGUCAGGACCAAGAAUGAACUGCUACAGAAAUACAAGAGCCUUUGCAUGUUUGAAAUCCCCAAGGAGUAGGAGGGAAGGCACGGGAUGGGACUCUGCUGUAUGGAACUGGGGUCCCAGGGGAAAGCAAGACAUCUUCUACCCUUCUUUUCUGUCUUCUUCCUACAAGUUUGCUGCUGUGUGGAUCACAGCCACGUGACAUUAACCCGGGAGAACAUUGUGUACCUGAUGUAUGAUGAUUACAGCGGUAUGUUUGCUUUGAUCUGUUGUGAGACUGCGUGUAUUUAUAUAUAUCUCUGUUCUGGAGUGCGUCUUUUUUUUUUUUUUUUUUAAUGCAAGUGCGCAGGAGGGAUUACACUUCCCCCUUGUUAUGAGGAGUAAAUGAUCUGGUGCUGACAUUACUGCCUGCAGCCAGAAAGAGGGGGCAUUUUCUUCCCUUUUGUGGAAAUCGACACUGGGCAAAGUGGGUGGAGGGAACGGGACUGAAAAGAGCAGAAUGAAGCUCCGUGUCCUGCUCCCAGGAGGCAGCGGAUGCAGUUCCCCCUGCGCCGGUUGCAGUGUGUGUGUCUGGAGAGACAGGAUUGGUUACACCUGCUUUUGUAUUUAUCACCUUUAUUUUUUUUGCAUAAGUGAUGUUUGUAUCUGAGAUGAUCCGAGUAAAGAUUUGAAAACCCUGAGUGGCGUUUGCGUCUGUACCGAGCCUGCGAGGCUGGCACAGGGAUAUUCUGAAAGCACGGGAGACCGCGGAGGUGGUCUGGGUGCUUUAUCCUUCCAUUGCUUUUCUAAAAGCAGGGCUGGGGCCAAAUAGUCUAGUAGAUUUAGGCUGGGAAUUUUAAAAGGAGUGGUCAGUGCUCAGCUCUGAGUGAAUGUCACAGGGAUUUAGGUACCUCGAUUCCCAACUCACAUAGGCAGUGUCACUCCCGGCAGAAUCUCUCGGAGGCCAGCUGCAUGCCCCAGAGUACCUUAAUCAAGGGCAGAAUCCACUGCCUGCCUACAUGGGCCUCUUCCUGCAUUUGGGAUGCUUGUCCACUACUGUGUUACACCCUCCCCUCUCCCCCCCCAGCCCCAGCUAUGGAUGGAGAUGAAGUGCUCUGUGCAGAUCCAGCGCAGGACCCAGACAAGUAUCUGGUAAACAGCCUCAUGGAGAUGGGAAGGGAGAUUGGCCCUAUAGCCAACUAGCAGCAACUGGGCCAUUCAAGUCAGUGAAGCUGCACCGGGGAAGAAUUUAGCCCAUAGAUAGGCUGGUGACUCUGGAUUAAGGCCUCCAACCUUUCAUUCCUUCAGAUGUGGGUGCAACUCAGGUGUAAGCGCACCGCCCUGCCACGGGAGUGAGGUUUACAGGAUCCGGGCCUUGGUCGCCAGGAUAAAAACAGUUGUGAGUUCGUUUCCCUCACCCCACUGCCACUGAGGCCACCACACGCUACAGCAUAAGAGCUGGUCUCUGCUCAAGGGGAACCUGAGACUUGACUCAGACUGAGAUGUGUUGGCCAGGCUGGGGGUAGUGCUAGCCAGGCCUGCGUUACCUUUGCUUUCACAAGAAGCAAAUUCACCGCCCAGUAUUUCAACUGUAGAAACUAGAGGCAGGAGGAGAAGUAGACUUGACGGGGAAGAGUGCAGCAAUUGCUCGGAGUGGGGAUCUGGGUGGUGGAGGAUUGGGCCAUUGGCUGCUCUGAUUCAUCUCUGAUGUAAACACAUUGGCUUCAGUGCACUGGACCUGGAGAUGAGAAUCCGUCCCAGUGGGUUUCCAUGGAAGUAACUGAGGGGCGCCUCCGGUUACAACUCAUGAAAAUUGCUGACCAUUGGAUCGUGUUCAAACAAAGCAAGGGGCAGCUUGCUGAGUCCUAGCUCAGAAUUUCCAGCUGCCUGCCUGCCCCUUCCAUGGGAAAUGGAGGUAAACAUGGUUAUCACAGGCGAUCUCAGUAAGUGGCACUGUAUCUCUCUGGCUAAUAAAAAUAUUAUGUGUACAGUUUCAAGCAUGUGCGCCCAGGGUUGGCUGGGUCUCAGCCUUUCUUGUGAAAUGCUCUUAUAAAUUAUGAUGAAAUACGGUGCCAAUCACUAGAAUGCAGGUUAUUUGCAUAUAACACAAGGACACAGAGAAGCCAGCAGAGUGCCCGGAAGAGAGAUAAAGUUCAUUCCUAUAAAGAGCAACAAGCUCUGUUUUGAAAUUGCUUUCCCUUUGCCAGCCAGAAGGAAAGUGUUUCUGGUAAGGUCAGGGACACCGUGCUGGUGGGAUAGUCCAAAUUACCAGCAGCUUGCUUAUUAUAUGCCACUCAGCACCCCAUUUAAAAUAGUGCUAAACUCAUUUCUUUGGGAAGAUGCAAAUGUGGCCUGGGAUAAACCUUCCUUUGUCAGUGAAACAGAACUCUAAAAUACACACUAGAAAAUGAACACAGGCAGUACAUUUCUGCCAGCCAUUGUCUAAGAUCAAUACAUUUGGCAUCUGUUUCAGACAGUGAAAUAAUCCAUUUUGUUUUCAAUAUACAUUCCAGUGAACUGUGCAUGUACUGAAGAGAUGGAAGAAUCAAGUAUAAGUCCAGAGAAAUGUGGAGUUGCAGGUGAAAGUGACCCCUUCAACUUAAAAUCCAGUCAGGUGUUUUUUUGUUUUUUU
Molecule: messenger RNA, 2971 nt
Organism: Chelonoidis abingdonii (Abingdon island giant tortoise)
Lineage: Eukaryota; Metazoa; Chordata; Testudines; Testudinidae
Gene: MED9
Product: mediator complex subunit 9
Biological process (GO): regulation of transcription by RNA polymerase II
Cellular component (GO): mediator complex
Molecular function (GO): transcription coregulator activity
Source: RefSeq, a predicted model, not a curated record